Symbiodinium necroappetens is the source of this 849-nucleotide messenger RNA. Lineage: Eukaryota; Dinophyceae; Suessiales; Symbiodiniaceae. The record is from the annotation of a GenBank genome assembly.
AUGGAGAAGGAGGAGCAACAACGAGAGGAGGAGGAGCGUGUGCGCAGGGAACAGGAGCAAGCCGAACAGGCGCGCAAGCAAAAGGAAAUAGACGAGGCAAACCGCCGGCUGGCCGCAGAAAGAAAGCGCAAGCUGGAGGAGGAGAAGAAGCGUGAAGAGGAGGAAGCCUUCCGAAGGAAGCAGCAGGAGGAGCUGCAGCGUGAGGCCAGGCGAGCGGAGGAGCAACGUAAGCAGGAGGCGGAGAGGAAGAGGGAGGAAGAGCGCCGGAAAGCAGAGGAGCAAGAGACCAGAAGGAGGGAGGAGGAGCAAAGGAAAGCCACAGAGGAGGCCAAGAAACGAGAGGAGGAGCAGCGCAAGAAAUCCGAAGAGGAGAACCGGAGGAGGGAGGAGGAACGCAGGCAAGCUGAAGAGGAGACCCGACAGAGGGAGGAACGGAAGAAGGCGGAAGAGGAGACCAAGAAGAGAGAAGAGGAGGAGCGAAGGAAGGCCGAGGAGGAGACAAAGAAGAGGGAAGAGGAGGAGGCAGAGCGCCGGAAGGCUGAAGAAGAGCUCCUGAAGAGGGAGGAGGCCAUGCGAGUCCUACCUUCCCAGGUUCAGCAGGCCGUGACGUCCGAGGAACCCGAGGAGCUCCAAAUCCAGGAGGCAAAGCAGAUGGAAGCCCAAGUCCACGAGCUGCCUGACAGGCCGAAGCAGCCCGUUCUGGAACGACUAGAGCCCGAAGUGCCCAGAAGCAGCCAGGAGAGCCCAGCAAAGGACUCUGACUUGCCCAGCUCUUUGACAGCCGCCGGCCGUAGACCGCGGCGCUUCUCCGGGGCCUGGAUUCAGACGGAGCUGGAAGAGGGAGAGAAG